Molecule: messenger RNA, 1767 nt
Organism: Diaporthe citri
Lineage: Eukaryota; Fungi; Ascomycota; Sordariomycetes; Diaporthales; Diaporthaceae
Exons: 2
Coding region: 1-1767 (588 amino acids)
Biological process (GO): transmembrane transport
Molecular function (GO): transmembrane transporter activity
Source: RefSeq, a predicted model, not a curated record
AUGGCGCGAAACAUUCUGAUCCGGCAUCUGCCCAUUGCACAGUCCACGACGACUUUCCAAGCUAUCAGCUACCUGCUUGGUGUCGCGCUCUUCUCCAUCUCUUUCCUUGUCUUCCUCAACAGCAGCAUUUCUUUUGUCCUCACUGACCUGCUUCAUAUCGAGGAUGGCGUCGGCGAUAUCGUUGGCACUCUGGGCUUUGUCGAUGAGAUCGUGGCCCUGAUUGCAUGCCCCGCCUGGGGCCUGAUAUCCGACCGUUUGGGUGUUCGAUUCGUUGCCAUGGUCGGGUAUGCCAUCAUUGGCCUCGCCCUGUUUCUGUUUGUACAGGCAUCAAAUGUCUACCCUCAGCUCCUCCUGGCGAGGAUCUUCUUCGCCCUUGGGGCUACUGCUACAGCCACCAUGGUGACGGCAACCCUCCCCUGUCUCACAGACGACACCGAUUCCUCCCAGCAGGACGAGAACGAGACGGGAUCAGGCCAUCCCUUCCUCGCCCCAACCCACAACAACCGCGACAGUGUCACCCUCUCUGUCGAGUCCGACCUCACCAUCACGCCCGAGCGCUACACACGGCCCGGCUCCAACGGAGAUGCCUCCAAUGAGCCGCAUUGCACUGUCGACCCGGCGCAGGGCAAGCCAUCUAUCCUCGCGGGCUACGUCGGACUCUUCACUGGUCUCGGCGCGCUGGUUUCCCUCCUGGCUUUCUUGCCCCUCCCUGCCCAGUUCAGCAAGAUCGAGGGCGUCGAGAUGGGUGAGGCUGUGCAGUAUGCCUAUUAUGUUGUCGGAGCAGUUGCCAUCCUCGUGGCCUCAUUCGUGUACAUCGGACUGCGGAAGCUCAAGGGUGAGGAGGGCAAGGGUUUCCGUACGCUCUUCGGACUGAAGAAGAGGCAACUACCCGACGGAUCCGAGCCCCCGCGACGCACGUUUCUGCCUUACCGACAGCUACUUCGCGAGGCUGUCGUGCUUGGCUUCACGGACUCUCAGAUCGGCUUGGGCUACCUGGGUGGCUUCGUGGCCCGCGCGUCGACAGUUGCCAUCUCCGCCUUCGUUCCUUUGUUCGUCAACUCAUUUUACAAGGACCUCCCCGGUGGCGACACGCCGGAGUUCCAGAGGAAGGCGUACAUAUUGGCUUCCAUCCUCACCGGAGUCGCGCAGCUGUUUGCACUCGUCUUCGCUCCCGUCUUUGGUUAUGUAUCGAGCCGCAGUCGUCGCAUCAACUACCCAAUCGCUGUUGCAACCGUCUUCGGUGUCAUUGGCUACGCCGUUUUCCCCAACCUUUCGACCCCAGAAGUUUCGAAUGUUGAGGGUCGAGGCGGGUCUGGAGGCAUUUUCGUCAUUGUUGCUCUGAUAGGUAUCAGCCAGAUCGGCGCCAUCGUCUGCAGCCUGGGCACCCUGGGCAAAGGCGUGCUGGCUGCAGAUCCCCACAAGAAGGGAACUCUGCGUUUGCCGGUAGGAGAUGCCUCGGUCGUCCAGACAGAUCGGUCCGCCGAGGCUGGGGAGGGCGCACCACUGCUCGGCAACAGCAACGGCAAUGGCAACAAAUCACAACCACAAUGCACCAGGGUCCUGCUCAAGGGUACCAUCGCUGGUGUAUAUUCGUGGUGUGGUGGUGCGGCCAUCUUGCUGCUCACAAAGCUCGGCGGGCACUUAUUUGAUGUAUCGUCCAGGGGAGCGCCUUUCUACAUGAUGGCGUUCUUCAAUCUUGUGCUGCUUGUCGCAACACUUGGCGUAGACGUGGUGCGUCUCGCCAAGCAGAAACGAUCAAAGAACUGA